Cladocopium goreaui is the source of this 663-nucleotide messenger RNA. NCBI's taxonomy places the organism in Eukaryota, Dinophyceae, Suessiales, Symbiodiniaceae. The record is from the annotation of a GenBank genome assembly.
AUGGCAGCAGCUGAUGUGGCGCACCUACCGAAGAUGUCAUGGCUCACUGUGCCACCCCAGCUGCUUGGACGGCAAAGCACCAUGGAUUUUGACCUGGAAACAGACCUGCCGCUGAGUUUCAAUCCUGAGAGCAAUCCAGGUCUUGCAGCUUCUACUUCCAGGCUCUUUGUGUCCAAUUUCAUGAAGUCUCGCAAUUGCUAUGAAGAGUCAAGGGAUGUGAGGACAAUGAUACGCAACGACCCCUUGGAAGUUUGGGCCAAGCUGAACGCACCUGCAAAAUCCGUUGAUGUGAACACCGGGCUCAACACCAGCAUGAAGCCGCUCCGUCCCCGCAGUGCGCAAAUGACCUCAUUGACUCGUGCUCGCAGUGCCGGGGCUUUGCCAGGACUCAAAGCUGAGACUUGGCCGGUGCCUGUGAACCCAGAAACGGGCCGGCCCGUUCGGCAUGAUCCGCGUCAACGGCAGUUUUACCCCACUGGUUCGCCGUUAACUAUGGGCUACACUGAAGGGAUCUUUGCCAAUCCUUCACGGAAGGUUGGACCAGAGGUGUACAUGUCGCAACGCUACGGCACCCGUUCAGCACAAGCCGUGAGCUUCGCCGAUCGCCGAAGUCCUCUGGCGGUCUUGGUGGACUCUACGGGGGAUCUAUCGGUUUGGCGCUAA